Nycticebus coucang (slow loris) is the source of this 888-nucleotide messenger RNA. Its product is annotated as dnaJ homolog subfamily B member 7-like. Lineage: Eukaryota; Metazoa; Chordata; Mammalia; Primates; Lorisidae. The transcript has a single exon. Gene Ontology annotation, molecular function: protein folding chaperone; protein-folding chaperone binding. Gene Ontology annotation, cellular component: cytoplasm; nucleus. The coding region runs from base 148 to 888 and encodes 246 amino acids. The record is from RefSeq and is a predicted model, not a curated record.
AAGGAGAGAAAGGAAAGCGCGAGGACCAUCCGCCACCACCAGCGCAGCCGUGCCGGAGCCGCGAGGAGCCCCGGGCCGCCGCCCCCUCCCUCCUUCCCGCCGUCGGUCGUCCGCGUCCUCGGACCUGUUCCAACAAUUAUUUAAAACAUGGUGGAUUACUAUGAUGUUUUAGGCGUGCAGAGACAUGCUUCAGCCGAGGAUAUUAAAAAGGCGUACCGAAAACUGGCACUAAAGUGGCACCCAGAUAAAAACCCUGAGAAUAAAGAAGAAGCAGAGAGAAAAUUCAAACAAGUAGCUGAGGCGUAUGAGGUGUUGUCAGAUCCUAAAAAGCGGGACAUCUAUGACAAAUAUGGCAAAGAAGGAUUAAAUGGUGGAGGAGGUGGAAGUCAUUUUGACAAUCCAUUUGAUUAUGGCUUCACAUUCCGUAAGCCCGAGGAUGUCUUCAGGGAAUUUUUUGGUGGAAGAGACCCCUUUAGAUUUGACUUCUUUGGGUGCGAGGAGAUGGCCAGUGAGGACUUGGAGCCUAGUGAAGACCUAGAGCAGCCAGCAGUUGAGACGGUGGAGGACAGCGGGAGUGAAGAGGACUGUGAGGCGCUGGAGCUGAUCUCCAGCGAGGACCUGGAUGUCUCUAGUGAGGAUGAGGCCAGCGAGGGCCACAGCCGGGGCCAGGGCGAGCCCCUCAGUGAGGAGCUGGAGCCCAUCUCCAGCGAGGAGGAGGCCAGCCCUGGGGACGAGGGGGAGCUCAGCGAGGAGUGUGAGGAGGAGUAUGAGGAGCAGCUGCUGAGCGAGGAGGAGCACAGUGGGUCAGAGCUGGGCCUGCCUCUCCUGCCACAGUCAAGUGUCACAGGGGCUCUGGGCUCUUUUUACAAGAAGGCUUACUUUACCUAG